Messenger RNA from Closterium sp. Naga37s-1, 2157 nucleotides. The record is from the annotation of a GenBank genome assembly. Lineage: Eukaryota; Viridiplantae; Streptophyta; Zygnematophyceae; Desmidiales; Closteriaceae.
AUGGGCGGGCGCGCGGGGAAGCCGCAGUGUUGGGAGCAGUGGCACAACCAUCUCAAGAGGGGCAUAAUGAAGGAAGCGUGGACGGAGGAGGAGGAGCGGGCUUUUGUGGAGGCACACAAGCGGCUGGGCAACAGAUGGGCGGAGAUCGCAAGGCUACUACCGGGAAGAACAGACAACAGCGUUAAGAACCAUUGGAACUCCACAGCCCGGAGGAAGGAGGAGAUGGGGCGAGGAGGGGCGGAGGGCAAGGGGAGUGGGAGACCGGGCAGUGCUGGCAGUGUUGGUAGUGCUGGGAGUGCUGAGAGUGGGGGUGGUGGGGGUGGUGGUGGGAGUGUGGGCAGGGGCGGGUAUAGUGGUCGAUCGAAUGUGCUCCUGCGGUAUAUCCAGUCGCUGAAGCAGGGGGGCCGGAGCGAGAGCGGAGGGGGGGAGAGCAGAGGAGGGGAGAGCGGAGGGGGGGAGAGCGGAAGGGGGGAGAGCAGAGAGAGGGAGAGAGGGAGCAGAGGGGGGGAGCAGCAGAGCAGCAGAGGGGGAAGGAGCGAGAACAAAAGGGGGGAGAGGGAGAGGAGUAAUGGGAAAGAGGGCGAUGGGGAAAUCAGAAGCGUUGGUAAAGGAAGGAGGGAGAGAGAGGAGGGGAGAAGGAGGGAAGGAGGAGAGAGAGUGGGGGAAUGGAGUGAGAGGGGGAGAGUGAGAGCUCUGGACGAGGGAGCAUUGGUACCAGCUGCAGCAGAACGAGCAGCAGCAGCAGCACCAGCAGCAGCAGCAGCAGCACUGCCACUUGUUGCUAACAGCACCAAUUGGGCCUCGCAUCAACCAAUGCAGCAUUCAACAUCACACCAAUCUGCUAACUAUAAUCAUUCCCCCGCACCACACUCACCUCCUCCUGCUCUCUCUCUCUCCCUCGCCCACACUGCCCCUAGUCCCUCUCAACCUCACCAGCCGUCCUCCCCGUUUCCCCCACCGUCUAAUUCUCACCUCCCCUUAUCCUCGUUCGCACUCUCCCCCUUUGCGUCGCCUCAAAAGUCAACUUUUCCUCCACCGUCUAACCCUGACCUCCCCCCAUCUUCUUCAUUCUCACUCUCAUCCUUCAAGUCAGCUCGAGAUUCACCCCCGCUUCCCCCACCGUCUAACUCUCACCUUCCCUUAUCUCAUUCACUCUCACUCUCCUCCUUUAAGCCAAUUCAAAAUUCACCCCCGCUUCCCCCACCGUCUACCUCUCACCUCCCGUUAUCUCAUUCACUCUCACUCUCCUCCUUUGAGCAGACUCAGAAGUCAACCCCUCCUGAGCCAUCCACCUCUCACCUCCCACUAUCCACUCUCUCACUCUCCCUUUUCGAACCCGCACAUACUCCAGCUUUCUCCCCCUCUUUAAAAGGAGAGCAGGUGUACAUAACAACGAAACAGGAGCCAACACAAGAGGCAUAUCUCGAGAAUCCCCGAACUGCGGCAACACAAAUGCCACGCAUUUCUCGGGAUACGCCGCCUUGUCCUGUGGAGGCACAGGUUGCAGCAACAGGAGCAUUCCGAGAGACUCCUGUUCCUAUGGAGGCCCAGAAUGUGCCCGCAACGGCUCGGGAGGCAGCACACAAAGCGCACAACCGGUCCCUGUUAGCGUCACGGCUUAUGCGAUCGCUGGGAGCAAAGAGGGCCAGGAGGCAGAGUGAAGGAGGGGUGGAGCAGAGGCAGCAGCAGCAGCAGCAGCAGCAGCAGCAGCAGCAGCAGCAGCAGCAGCAGCAGCAGCAGCAGCAGCAGCAGCAGAAGCAGCAACACAGGACAACAGAAGCGUAUCCAAACAACCAUUCUUCACAGGACAUCCCAACCAAUCCCCACAACAGCAAUCUCACUGAUCCUUCUCGAAACAUUUCAGCUGACCCGCAACCUGCCCCAAAAAGACGGUGCCUGCUGCAGCGCAGUGUGGCUGGGCCGCUACCUGGUGCUCCUGUAGCUGCUGUGGGUGGCACGUUCCUGCUGGUUGGCGAACUGAGCCUCACUCUUUCGUCCUCUUGCCUGAUGCCGAUUUCUGCCGGACAGGAAAUAUUGGGAGACGAUCCUGUAAAGAUUCAGGAAGCACCAUUGGUGGUUGGAACAGGGAGUGGGUUGGGGAGAGAGUGUAAGAAGGGAGGGAUUGAGGGGGAGAGAGUGGAAGAAGGAAGGGGAUGA